Eruca vesicaria subsp. sativa (arugula) is the source of this 990-nucleotide messenger RNA. The record is from the annotation of a GenBank genome assembly. NCBI's taxonomy places the organism in Eukaryota, Viridiplantae, Streptophyta, Magnoliopsida, Brassicales, Brassicaceae.
AUGUUUAACAGAGAGAAGAAACAUGUAAAAGGAAAAAGGAGGAAUGAGGAUAAUUACUUAGACCUCAACAAUCUGCCAGAUGAUUUUUCUAGAGAUGGCAAUAAGCAAACCCUGGAGGAAGGUUCUUCCUCUGGUCAAAGAAAGAAGAAAGGUAGUAAAGAAGGGAAAGAUGAGAGCGGGAAGGUGUACGAAUGUCGAUUUUGUUCACUUAAGUUCUGCAAAUCCCAAGCUCUUGGUGGCCACAUGAAUCGCCACCGACAAGAGAGGGAGACCGAGACAUUGAAUCAAGCUCGUCAAUUGGUCUACCGUAACGAUACCUUAACCCCACCAGCAAUUGCACCUUUCGGAUAUCAAACCUCUGAUCCAACAAUAUACCGGUCGGUUUACUCAUCACCGAUGCUAUAUACCGGAAGCUCCUCAACAAACAUGGUUCCUCAACCGCUUCAACCACCAUAUCCAUACUCUUCAAACCAAUACUCGCCUUACAACAACAUCAACGAUUACUACUUCAGCCAAUCCUAUCGAGGCAACAGAAGCAUCUCUCCAAACCCUAACCUUCACACCACAGCAACCGUUAAUUACAUGGCUGGUGGUCCUGUGGAAUCAAGCUACACUUGCGUCGGUGAACCCAUUGAUCAGGCCGGUUUUGCUAACCGUGGCUCCGCCUUAGUCCGUGCGCCGCCGCUGGAACCGGCACAAGUUCGUGAUGGGGACGCUUCACGGCAGCGUUUGGAUCACUCUCUUCGGCAGCCCAUUAACCGGUUUCAAGAUCAUCACUCGCUCUAAGUUUUAACAUGUUUCAUCUGCUCCUGCUCCUGCUUUUCUUUUAUAUAUUUUCUUCUUUUUGGGUAUUUCUUGUUCUCUUAUUUUGUUUGGUCGUCGAGAAAGUAGGGUUCUCGAAUUGUCUAAACGCCACGGAUCCUACAUGUGUUGUCAGCCAAUGGCCCGUUCGUUCUUGUUCUUCUCUUAAGUUGAAAUAACGAUAUUAGG